Molecule: messenger RNA, 921 nt
Organism: Eurypyga helias (sunbittern)
Lineage: Eukaryota; Metazoa; Chordata; Aves; Eurypygiformes; Eurypygidae
Gene: DOK5
Product: docking protein 5
Exons: 8
Biological process (GO): positive regulation of MAPK cascade; cell surface receptor protein tyrosine kinase signaling pathway
Cellular component (GO): cytoplasm
Source: RefSeq, a predicted model, not a curated record
AUUUACCAGAGAUGCUGGUUAGUAUUUAAAAAAGCUUCAAGCAAGGGUCCAAAGAGGCUGGAGAAAUUCUCAGAUGAACGAGCUGCUUACUUUAGAUGCUAUCACAAGGUCACAGAGCUCAAUAAUGUGAAGAAUAUAUUGCGAAUGCCAAAAAGCACAAAGAAGCAUGCUGUUGGGAUUUAUUUUAAUGACGACACCUCCAAAACCUUUGCUUGUGAGUCAGAACUUGAGGCAGAUGAGUGGUGCAAGGUGCUGCAGAUGGAGUGUCUUGGAACGCGAAUUAAUGACAUUAGCCUUGGAGAGCCUGACUUGUUGGCAUCUGGCGUAGAGAGGGAGCAGAGUGAGAGAUUCAAUGUGUAUUUGAUGCCAUCCCCUAAUUUAGAUGUGCAUGGGGAAUGUACCUUGCAGAUAACAUUUGAGAAUAUCUGUCUUUGGGACAUCCAGAAUCCCAGAGUAAAACUCAUCUCUUGGCCAUUAAGUGCCCUCCGACGCUACGGGCGGGACCCGUCUUGGUUCACGUUUGAAGCAGGGAGGAUGUGUGACACAGGAGAAGGACUCUUCAUCUUUCAGACUAGAGAUGGGGAAGCAAUCUAUCAGAAGGUUCACUCGGCUGCUUUGGCCAUAGCAGAACAACACGAACGCUUGUUGCAGAGUGUGAAAAAUUCAAUGCUGCUUGAGUUAAAACUCCCCUCGGGGGAAGCAGUGCUUGCCCAGGACCAGGGGAGCACCAAGCUUCAGAUGAAAAUGAGCGAGCGAGCCAUGUCCCUCAGCACCAUGGUGCCCUUGCCCCGCAGUGCCUACUGGCAGCACAUCACGCGACAGCACAGCACAGGCCAGCUCUACGGUCUGCAAGAUGUUUCUAGCCCAGUGAAGCUUCACCGCACAGACACUUUUCCAACCUACAGGUCAGACCAUCGAUAA